UGACACUGUAUUAUGAUUAUGAUUUCAAAUAAUAAACCCGAGGUCGUAUACGUAGUGUGUGAUAAAAGAAUUUUGUGUUUCAUUUACAACGUAAAACCUACUUACGUUUUUCUGUAGAUACGGUAUUUGAGUGUGUUGAUUCGUCUUUUAUUUCUAUUCAAAUGGAAUUAAGUGAAAGGCCUACUUUGUAUUUCACCUCAAUUGAUAGGUGUUAUACGUUUUUACAGAUCUUUGUACAACUAAAAGCUUCUCGAAAGUAGUCUUCUCUGGUUAUGUAUGAAUCCCAUGUGACUGAUCCAUAUAGUCCUCAAGAUUUGUAGUAUAAAUAAAAUCCAAUAUCCCUUCCAGUGUUUCACUAGUACUUACUAACUCAAUCUCUUUCGAUUUAAGGUCCUAUUUCUUCUCAAUACAAACUACAAAACUUUAAACGUAAACUAGUUGAUCAUGAUUUUUAAACAGAUAACAUCCUCUCAAAUGAUCCGUUUUAGUCAGGAGAAAUAAAAACGAUGUCUGAAUGUUAAAAUCAUCAUUUGGUAAGCAGCAAGAUAAUGCUAACUCACAGCCCACAGAAAUAUACCAAAAAUGGACUAAGGUGUUUAAAACUAUUUUUUACAUACUUUUCUUGGUCUUUGGAUCAUUACGUAGUGUAGUUGCUGAUCAGGUUUGUUAUUUAGACCUAAUUAAUCACAAAAUGCAUUGUGGAUCUAGACAGUGGAUAAAACAAGUUUACUAACUUGAGAUACGUUUAACGGUAAACUGUUUAUAUAUGAAAGUUAGAGUUAAAGCAAUCCUUCUCAUGAGAAAUCAUAUUAAUAACUUAAUUUUAGUAUCAAGUAGCGCAAUAUCUAAUGAACUGUUUAAACAUCUCUGCUGGAUUUUCACUGAAAUUAGAUUAAUGAGUUUUCAUAAUUGAGUUCUUACAAAGUCCUUCACUAUAGUAGCCUUGUAAACAAAGUUUCUGAAAAACUGUUUACGACGUGAUUGCUUACACCUAAGAUAUUUCGAAAAUACGUGGACUCUUCUUAAAUUGAUGUAAAAUUGACUUUUAGGUAAUUAACCUGGUUUACUGCAAAACUCUGAAUCGUUGAGCUGUUCUAGGUGUGAUUGUCAGUACUCUCAUCAAAGUGUGCUUCUGAAAGUAUUAUAAACUUGAAAAUUCUGUAAAUUUUAUUUGAUCAGCAUUUGUUGGGAUGAAAGACUUGAUUAAAUUUGUCAGUUUCUAGUAUUUGAAUUUUUUAGUAGAAAAGUGUUUGUAUCCAGUUUCGUGCGUAGGUAAAUAAGUUAUCUUCAGCCUAUGUUCUUUCACACCUGAUAUCUUUGACUUCAAAUGGAAGUGGGACAUUUAUCUGAAGGACAAAUGUAAUCAAGCACAAAAUUCAUUCUAUUGGUGUUUUAAAACUUUAUAUACAAACAUUUUCUCUGCCUUAAAUAUCUCUAAAUUACUGAAAAGUAGCAUGACGUGUUUUUUAUGUGGUUCGCUUUCCUCACAAGUUAUAAGCUAGCUUUCUUGGAUAGUACAAAUAACACAAAAAGGAGCUUAAAGUCAGCAUUAGUAUUUAGUGUAACGAAAGAGUAUGUAGCGUAUAUUCAUUUGAAAACGUCUAGUUUAUUUAGAUUACUUCUAUGCUUUUAGAUCACAACUAGCCCUUAGCAAUAUGUUUGUUCCAUGUAAAAAAUUACAGACUUCAAGCAUUUUAUUUCAACCAACAGAUGAACUUUCAACCACGAAACCUAUCAACAAACACCUAUCAAAGGCACAUUAUGAACAGCUAUUUGCACUGUAGCUAGUUUACUUCAGAUAGUUUGAUUGGUAUUAUGAAUAACUUAAAUAUUGCAAAUUUAUUCUCCCAUUUGAUCAAGCUUUUUUUAAUAUAAAUAUGUAUUUCUACUGAUUGUUAUCCGAAGAGCUGCCACUAUUGAUAUGACGAUUGAAGCUUAUGGGGUAUUUAGAGAUUUUAUUGUUUUACAAUCAGGUGAUAAAAAUUAUAUACUAGUUUUUAUUUGUACUGACCAUUUGAACGAUGAUAAUAAGUUUCAAAAUUUCGUGUUUGUAACAGCUGAUCAACCUGAAAAUCUUAAACAAACUAUAAGCGUUGGUUAUGGAUUCGAUAAAAACACAACAAGUUUAUUUGGAUCUUUGUACAAUUGUACAUAUCAACAAACGUCUACUCUGUGCAUACCUGCUUGUAGCGAAUAUGACAAUUCACGGGCCGGUUUUGUUGGCAAUAGUUUGCUAUGGAGUUUUCAGUCAGACAAAGAGGGAUGGACUAGGAUUUAUGAUUUGAUCAUACGCGGUACUCCAUUCGAUGAAAAACGUAACAUGAAGAAUAAUCUUGAUGAUAUUACAUUGUUUAAGCCAUAUGUCGAUCAUCUAGUUCCUGCGGAAUCUAUGGAAUCAUGUAGUGGAUUAUUAUGGCGUUUGAAUGACGAAAGUAAUGUGACAGAAAGUUCUGCACUAGUAGCUACUGAUGAUCGUAAUGUUACAAUUUAUUUUGGAAAAACAUAUUCAGUAACAAGUGUACACUUUGUAACAUCAAAACAAGAUGAUAUGCCACACGAGUAUACAUUACAUUUCAGUGGUAUGGAAUCAUUGACGAAAAUAAUUAAUUUUCAAAAUGAUUGUACAUCGACAGCUAGUUCUGAUAAUGAUGGUGCCAAUUUUAAAGAAUAUAAUUGUCCAACUACAGAUUUAGAAAGUUAUACAUUUGAUUAUGUUACGGUGAAUGUAAAAGGUCUUUACAAGUUACAUGUUUAUGGAUUACCAUUCCAUUAUCCUAAAAUUCAAAUACUUCCAUCGAAAGAAGACGAUAAAACAAUAAUGGUUGAUAAAAAUAUGUUACAAAUUAGUUGUAUCGCACAAUCAUGUAACUCAGCACCAAAUGUUUUACUUGAUGCCGAUGAUAGUGAUCGUCGAUCCAGAAGUAGUGAUACAUCAUCAUGUCCUAUGAAUGGUCAUAUUAUACGAUGUGAAUAUCUUAAUCUGUUUCGUUUAUCAACAUCGUCAUCAUCAAAUAAUGAUAAUGAUAAUAAUAAUCAGAAAAUACAGUUAACAAAUCAAGGCAUAAUCAAUACAGAGUUCAGCGAAAUUAUGGCAGAAUUAAAAGUAAUACAAUCUAACGCUGAGAAUUUAGUCGUCACCAUGCCAAGAACUCAUCAAUAUUACAGUCAGUACCAGUGUAGUUGCCAAGCUACCGACAAUAAGAAAUCACAACUUUUCUCGCUAUCUACAAAUCUUAAGCCAACAGAUUUCGAUGAAGAUUUUAUCUUUCAAACAAAUUACACGACAACAUUUGCUGAACAAACAAUUGAAUCACAUGUAGGAUUCAUUGAAUUACCAGAGAAUGAACAUGAAAGUUACUUCAAAUUCAAUAUUAUUGGUUACAGUCUGUUAAAAGAUGUACAAAUUGGUGUGGUAUUUGUAGAAGGUGGACAAGCAGGAAGUAGAACAAAUGCAAAUAUAGAAGAGACAAGUGUACAAGCGUUUCCAGGCAUUAAUGUUGGUUCCGAUCUAUGGUCUAUACCUGUCUAUAAAUAUGAACUACAAGAUGUUUGGCCAGAUUCUGUCGAUAAUAGCGUGAUCUCAGUUACAUGGAGUAUGCCAAAAGCUUUAUCAGCUGCAAAAUCACCAUCUGUGAUUAAAGAUGUUUUUCGGGCAUUGAUUAUUACGUCAAGUGGGGUGAAUACAGUUCGUGCAUGGGUUUGGGAAAGAGAUUCACAUUUAUUAGAUAUUAGAGCUUAUCAUCAAUUAGACGAAAAUAAUGUCGAUAAUCAGUUGAAGAUAUUAACCUUACAACGUUCUGGUUGUUCCUCCAGGGAGACCGAAGAUGAAGUUGUUGCCAGCGUUCAAAUUAAAGACGGACAAUGUAGUACAGAUAAUAAUGACAUUAUUACAUGUACACGUACAAUUCAUGGUCAAAUAAUUCAAUUUAAGUUAAACAAUCCAUCUACAUCGGAUGUUUAUAAAUUAUACAUGAAAUCUGUUGGGGUUGAGGAUAAUGUUGAAUCAGAUUCUAGUAUUGAAUUAGCUACCUCUGGAUCACUUGGUGAAACAGUUAAAGAAGAUAUUAAGGAUGCUGGAUUAAGUUUAACUGUUGAAGGCAUUCAUCAUAAUUAUGAGACACAAGAAACUGAAUUAGAUGUCGCCGUUCAUAUUGCUUCAGAAGUGAUCUCCGACAAUGUUGCUUGUAGACCAACUUAUCUACUUUUAGAAUUUAUUGAACCAAAAAUUGAAACAUUAAAAUCCCGAGUAUCCAGUAAACAAACAAUAUUUCGGAUUAAACUGCCAAGUAAUCAAAAACAAAUAAAUUUAGAAAUGCAAUUGUCAAUUGGUUCAGCGGAUCCUACACAAUCUGAAGCCACUACAAAUCAAUCGAUUUCAUUCAAGAAUCCAUUUUACAUUCCUACUGAUAUUACAGUUGAUGCGGAAAAUCAAUUAAUACAAUGGUUUGGGCUGCCAAUAAUUUUCAGUAGUCUCCUUCAUCAUUAUGAAACUAAAUUGUCUGGUCUUCCAAAAGCAUGUGAACAGGCCAGUGAAUUUAAUUUACCAAUUACACAACAAGAAAUCGAUAAUGGGACAAUUUACAGAGUUAAUUUAAAAAAUAUACCUGAUCCAACUAUCACAAAAAAUGGAUUGGCUAUUGAUUAUACUUUUAAAGUAACACCGGUAUUUAAGGGCAUAGACGGGAAAUCCAUCACAAUGGGAACUUCAUCUGACAUUAAGUUUUCAAUAGGUCGAAUGGGUCAAACUGAUCUUAAAGCGCCUACAUCCGGUCGAUAUUAUUCAUUACAAGUACAAGUUAGACCAAGUCAAAUGCCAAGCUGUCUUAAUUUAGAAACACUGAAUACUCAGUUCACAUUAAGAGUAAUUGGUGAAGUGGAUGAAUAUCCAGAUUAUAUAAAACAGGUGAAUUAUGUACCAGUUACAAUGAAAACAACUGAAACAUUAAGUGAUAAAAGUAAUCAUGUGAAACUAUAUAAAAUUGAAAAUUUACUACCUGGCCGGCGUUAUGAACUUCAAGCGGAAGUUAUUUACGCAGAAGAUUUCAGAGAUAAAAUUUCCGAACCUGUCCGUUUAUGGAUAGAAGAUGAAGUACAUGUACAAACUGAAGAAGUGUUUAUAUCACCAGGUGAACGUGUAGUUAUCAACUGUACUGGAUCGGUUGGACCAAAUGAUACAUCACAAAAAAAUUUAGAAUGGAAGUUAUUUGAUGGUGGUCGUUUACCAGAUGGUAGUCGUUCAUUAAAAACACAAGAAGCACAAUCUGGACCAUUAUGGUAUGCAAUGGAAUCGUUAAUAUUUGAUCCUGUCAAUAAACAACAUGGUGGUGUUUAUGCUUGUUUCAUAAGGCCAUCAAUAUCGGAGCUAAUGAAUAAACCAGCAAUAUUGCAUAAGGUCACUGUGACUGUUAGUGAUUUGGAAAUUAAUAUUAAUUCGAAAAUCGUUGAAUUCGGUGAGAAAAUUAUAAUCACAUGUCGUACAGCUAGUCCUGGACAAUUGGAUUGGAUGCUACCAUCUGGUGAGAAAAUUGAAAUCACGAAUGAAAUGAAAUCAGACGAUGAUAAUGAUGAUCAACCAUACACUAUAAAAGAUGAAAACGACGAUGUAAAAUUGUCAAUUAAAUUAAUUAUACCAAAAGUUAAUUUGAAUAAAGUUGGCAAAUAUACAUGUUUGCACUCACCAUCAAACAAUAAACAAACAUUUAGUUUGAAAAUGAAAGAAGUUAUUAAUUUGAUCAAAUCCCCUGAAAGUUCUGAUAAACCUGGAAAAACUCUCAUCCUUGAUUGUACUGCAAAUUUGGGUGAUUUACAUCAAUCAGUUGUUUGGUAUAAACGACCAAGUUCAAAUUCACCAUGGUUAGAAAUCACUGAAGCAAUACAAACUAUUGAACAUAUUACUAUACAACAAAAGAAUCCUGAAGAAACAUCAUCAUCAGGUGUUUGGUUGUCAGAAUUAAAAGUAAAAAAUUCACCUGGAAUUAUCGGUGAAUUUAUGUGCGCAAUACAAAAUAUUCAGACAGCAAUGAAUAUUGACCGAAUGGAAACUGGCAGUGUAAUGACGAAUGAUUUUUCUAAAAUUACACAUGCAACCAUUAAAAUAUCAUUGAAAUCUGUUUUGAAAAUACUUACUCCAAUAAGAUUGGAAAACGGUCAGAUUAAUGUACAUUGUCAAGGAUAUCCAGCACAUUCUAGAGAUCGCUUACAAUGGGUUUACAUUCCAUUGAAUACUGAUAAUAAUCCAGAUAAAGUUAUUACGAUUGUACAUUCCAAUCCAAAAGAUGAAGAAAAUGAACAUGAAACUGAUGGGAAUACAAAGUCAUUGGAAGGAAAAGAAAUUGAUGAAAUCGUCAGUUUAGCAUUUCAAUUAACUGAUAGUAUACCAGCGACUUGGCCAGGUUCAACUGGACCUCAGCAACUUGUACAAUCAGAACUGAUUGAACAAGAACAUCAACCAAAACAGAUGUAUACUGCAGAACGUUUAAGUUUAACAUUUGAUAGUAAAUAUGCAGAAAAAGUUGCCGGUGGUUUUUUAUCAUGUCGUUACAUAAGACCGAAAGGAAUUCUUCCAAUGGAUUCAGAUGAAGCAGCAGAAUCAAUAACGAAAGUUACCCUUCCUCAAACUAACGACGAUGAUGACGAAAUAAUUGAGAAGAGUGAAAUUCCCAUGAAAGAGUUAUUGGAUGCAAAACAGGGUGAUGACAAUGACAAUUUAUCAAUUUUAAAAAGUUCUCUCGAUGAUGAACCAGAUGACCUACAAUCAGAUGAUAAUAGAAAUAAUACAGAGAAGAAAUCAAUUUCAAUGUUACUCUACAUGAAUCUUGUGGCUUUAUUGAUUAUUUUUAUGCGCAAUUAAAACUUUCCGGCUAAUUUAAAGCCAGAAACAAACGGAAAGAUUUUUUUGAGAAGGAAAUUGAUCACAUCACAGUAGUCAAAUCAUGAACAGUUACUAUUAUUAUUAUUGUUGUUAUGGUUACCAUUAUUAUUACUUUAGCUUCAACGCAUCUUUUCUUUCGGUUUCUUCUCUUAUGUUCCUUUUGAUUGAUUAUUGUUCUCGUUGUCAUUAGUGUUAUUGUGUUUUUUCUUGUAUUCAUUAUUUUACUAAACUGUAUUCUCGACCGCCUCUAUUACUCACUACCAUAUAAAUAUAUACACGAAGAGAACUUAUUUGAGUGUAAGUAGUUGAAUAGAUAUUAGAUAGGCGUCAUUCUUUAUGUCUCUUCUAGUUAUUUUUAGUGGUUCCAGACCGAAUUUAUUUUAUUAAACUAAUCUAUUCAUAGUCUUUAGUUGAAUAUCGAAUUUUAUUGCUUAAACACUCAUUUGUUCCUACUGUUUCAUCCUUUUUUAUUUGAAACUAUCAUCUUGUUUGUGCUACGUCCACUUCUCCUCCCAUACAUACCUCAAAUCUUUGAUAAGAUUAAUAUGCUUAAUCUUGGUUCUUUUUUCGCUGUUUACAUUAGUUGAAUAGAUCCAUUAAAGUUAUAUAUUUUCCAGAAAAAAGAACAAUUUGCUUCCCUUGUAUUAUUAUAAAAUGUCAUUUAACAGUACAAUCUAUAUAGUUGAUUGUGAUUUCUUUCAAUUAAUAUUUAUUUGUUUAUCCAUUCAUUUUAUUUCCUACUGCCCCAUUUUAGCCUAGAAAAUAAUUAGCAUUCCGUGUCAUGAAUAGAGUGUUAUCUUAUUAGACAGAUAGAUAGGUCAGUAAGAUAUAUAUAUAUAUAUAUAUAUAUAUAUAUAUAUAUAUAUAUAUAUAUAUAUAUAUAUCGGUGAGACACCUUUUUGCGCUUGCAUCAUUGCUGUUUGCUUAUUCCACGAAUCAAUUUUUUGUCUAAAAUUUUUCUUACCUAACAUGACGUAUUUAUCUGUUGCUUGUUGUUUAUGUGAAUCAAUAAACAAAAAACAUGAUCCAUGAAAAGAUUAAAUCGUGUCGACUGUCCUUCAUAUUUUUAUCACCAUCAAAUAAUGCUUUAAAUGUUUUUACCAUUGUUAGUCACAUCCUCCCUGUUCAUUAGUGUUCUCGUUUCGACUGCAGUUAAAAAUAUUUGUGCGAAUAUUUACAUACCAGAGCUCAUAAAACCACUACUAUUAUUAUUGUUAUUAUAAUUGUCAUGAUUCUCAGUUAUGCCAUUAAUAAGAAUAAAUAGCCUACACUCUUCUUUUCUGAUCGCUCUUUUGUCGUUAUUUUUAUUAUAAUUACACCUGUUUUGCUAUAUUUUGGAAAUCGGAACACCAAAAGAAUCAUGCAAGAGAAGUACAACUUACCAAUAAAUUAACCUUAUCACCCUUUUAAUUUGUCGCUGGCUAUUUUCUUCCUUUCCAGUGGGUAAUCUUUUUUCUGAUUAAGUCAACGAACGAUGAUGCGUUAAAUCAUUUUGUCAUUUAUUUUUUAUGUGAAUAUAUCCGUUGGCGUAG
Molecule: messenger RNA, 8403 nt
Organism: Schistosoma mattheei
Lineage: Eukaryota; Metazoa; Platyhelminthes; Trematoda; Strigeidida; Schistosomatidae
Source: the annotation of a GenBank genome assembly